Messenger RNA from Medioppia subpectinata, 738 nucleotides. The record is from the annotation of a GenBank genome assembly. NCBI's taxonomy places the organism in Eukaryota, Metazoa, Arthropoda, Arachnida, Sarcoptiformes, Oppiidae.
AUGCAAUCUCUACGGUUGCCGUCAAACUCUUUCCGUGUCCUAUAUAUGGCCUUCACUAACAACGCAAAUAUGCACAAUUUAGUGAAACAAGAGAAUGAACAAGUUGCCACGAUUAAACCUGGCGAGACAUUAGACCAUGCUGAUUUACAAACAAAAAGGUCUCGUAAGGCGACAAAAGCUUGCGUAAAGAAGCCAGGCUGUUUUCGACCCGAAUUAGUACCGAUAAAUCAAAUGCGAAAAUAUCAACUCAUGACUAAAUACAUGAUUCCAAAGCACGCCAUUCAGAGGUUUGUUAAACAGAUAGUUCAAGAGUUGAAACCAAAUGACUCAUUCCGUAUGCAAAGUGCGGCCGUCUUUAUAACAUUACUCGAUGGUUAUUAUCUCCUCAGUAAAAAUGAUGUCCGUAUCGUCGUCAUCUUCCAUCUGAUCCAUAAGUUCUUCGAACAAGUGUUGAUCAAACUCCAAACUCUCGUCCAACAGAUCCAACUCUUCCGUCAUAUUUUCCUCUGCCAUCAAUUCAUUCAUUUCCUAUACCUGUUCGUUGCCUUCGUUGUCGAUAGCAUCCAUCCCUUCUUAUGCCGCAAUCCACUCCUCCUCUUCAAUGGCUUCAGCCACAACAAACAGUUGUUGUACCCGUUCAGCGUCUUCACCGAUUGCCACAUCUAUGGCGGCUUCUCGGAACUGAGCUUCGGUGGCAAACUCUUGUUCAUCUGGAAUAAAAUAGAUGCGAAGCUAUGA